Messenger RNA from Aspergillus alliaceus, 939 nucleotides. RefSeq names its product trans-2-enoyl-CoA reductase (NADPH) TSC13. The coding region runs from base 1 to 939 and encodes 312 amino acids. Gene Ontology annotation, biological process: very long-chain fatty acid biosynthetic process. The record is from RefSeq and is a predicted model, not a curated record. Gene Ontology annotation, molecular function: oxidoreductase activity, acting on the CH-CH group of donors. Lineage: Eukaryota; Fungi; Ascomycota; Eurotiomycetes; Eurotiales; Aspergillaceae. The transcript has 3 exons.
AUGGCGCCAGCAACUAUUACUUUAAUUGUUGAGCCACGCGGCAGGCCGAUCAAGAAACUACCGAAGGAAGUCCAGAUCAGCCCCAAUGCUCCCGCCCAGGAAAUCUACACGACCCUCGCAGCGGCUUCCGGCUUUUCGAUUCAUCGCCUGAGAAUCACGAAAGGAAGCGACCGCAGCGUAGUACCCAACUCCAGAGACACUAAAGUUGACGCUACCGGCCUGAAGGAAAGGAGCGUUGUUCAUGUCAAAGAUCUCGGCCCCCAGAUCGGCUGGCGCACCGUGUUCAUCAUUGAAUACUUCGGCCCUCUCGUCAUCCCCGCUCUCUUCCUCUACCCUCUCCGUCCGUACCUCUAUUACAAUUUUGACAAGCCACUUCUCGAACCAUCCUACCUUCAGAAACUGGUUUGUGCACUAUUGUCCCUCCAUUUCCUGAAGCGCGAAUUCGAGACUAUCUUCAUCCACCGCUUCAGCAAUGCCACAAUGCCAGCACGCAACAUUUUCAAGAACAGCGCACAUUAUUGGAUCUUGGCUGGCUUGAACAUCGCCUAUUGGGUUUUCCGUCCCGACGCAUCUGCAGCAACCAACGAAGUGAAACCCGCCCUCCUCUACACUGGUCUCGGGCUAUUCACUUUCGGUGAGCUGGCCAACUUGAAUGCCCACCUGGUGCUACGUGACCUACGCCGUCCGGGUACCACAGACAGGGGUAUUCCCUCGGGAUUUGGAUUUAACCUCGUCACCUGCCCGAACUACCUCUUCGAAAUCAUUGCCUGGGUUGGUAUCUACUUGGUUAGCGGUCUGAACUGGAGCGUUCUAUUCUUCAUCACUGUCGGUGGCGCGCAGAUGGCCGCAUGGGCUAAGAAGAAGGAACGCCGCUACCGCAAGGAGUUUGGUGACAAGUACAAGCGCAAGAGCUUUGUUAUUCUCCCCGGUGCUUUUUAA